AUGACAGCUGAAGUGAUUGUGCCGGAGGCGGCCCAUGCACCACUGGUUCAGGAGGUAGACCGUGAUACAAGUAUUGAUGGUUCAAGAUUCGCUCAACAAAAGGAAUCUAAUGGAAAGGCAACUGUGCAAGAAGUAAUCAAGCCGCUUUUGGAAGAGCCUCAGUCGGAACCGUCAACUCUACCUCACAAGUAUGAUCUGCCUGAAAUAUCACUAGUGGAUCGUUACGUGGAUGAGCCGAGAAGCUUGAGGGUGACAGUGAUUGGUGCCGGGCUUGCAGGACUUAUUUCCGGUGUGCUUCUACCUGCAAAGGUUCCUGGGAUUCAACUCACCAUCUUGGAAAAGAACGCAGACGUGGGAGGCACUUGGUUCGAGAAUGUUUACCCUGGCGUGCGAUGUGAUGUCCCGGCUCAUGUGUAUCAAACAUCAUUUGAGCCAAACACUCAGUGGACUGAGGAAUUUGCACAAGGGGCUGAGAUAAGAGAGUACUGGACCAACAUUGCAAAGAAGUACGACGUCUACAAGUACCUUCAACUGUCCCAACGUGUCGAAGAAACGCGCUGGGAUGCAGAACGCUCGGUGUGGCUCGUCAAAGUCCACAACCUAAAGUCUGGAGAAGUGUACACACACGAAACCGACUUUGUGCUCACGGCAAUCGGAAGGUUCAAUGCUUGGAAACUACCCGAUUACCCCGGACUGAAAGAUUACAAGGGCCUCCUCAGACAUGCAUCAAACUGGGAUCCAAAUUUUGACCCGUCCGGCAAGCGAGUGGCUGUCAUUGGAAACGGCGCAUCCGGUAUACAGCUGGUUUCAAACAUACAGUCACGAGUGGCACACCUCGAUCAUUAUGCGAGAAACAAGACCUGGAUCGCUGCAUCAUUCUCUGGCGACGCUACAUCCAUCAAACCUAUCAUAAUUUCAGAGGAGUUGCGAGAGACCUUCAAGAAAGAUCCGGAGGCGUAUCUGAAGUAUCGGAAACAUUUCGAGGAGAAGUACUGGCGUGGUUUUGACACUUGGCUGAAAGGCUCUGAGAGUAACGAGAAGUCAAAGCAGGAGUUCAUCCAACUCUUGGAGAAAAGACUGGCAAAGAAGCCUGAACUAAUCAAAAGUCUUAUCCCGGACUUUUCGCCACACUGCAGGCGGUUGACACCAGGACCAGGCUACUUUGAAGCAAUCACGGAAGACAACGUAGACUACAUACAGACACACAUCAAGCGAUUCACAGAGACCGGCAUCGAAACGGUCGAUGGGAAACAUCGAGAAGUCGACGCGGUUUUCUGUGCCACUGGAGCGAACGUGGACUCAGUGCCGCCUUUUAGCAUCAUCGCCAAUGGCAAAGACAUCAGAAAUCUAUGGGCUCAUGAUGGCGAAUACGGGUUUCCUUACAGUUACUUAGGAACUUCGACCCCUGGAUUUCCCAAUCUGUUAUUUGUCCACGGACCCAACGGGUCGGGAAGGUCUGGGACCGUCCCACACAAUGUCGAAACGCAAGUGACAUUCUACGCCAAAAUCCUGCGCAAGGUCGGCAGAGAAGGUAUCAAAACCAUUCAACCAUCGAAAAAAGCUACAGAUGACUUCGUACAGUACGCGGACGCUUUCUGGAAGACGACCGUACUUUCAGAAAACUGUAGUUCCUGGUACAAUGGUGGGAAACCGGGUGCGAGGAUUCACGGGUUAUGGCCAGGAAGUGCAAGCCUUGUCGCCAUAAUAUCGAGGGAUCCGCGUUGGGAAGACUGGGAAUAUGAAUAUCUGUCGGACACGGGCAACCGUCUCGCAUGGUAUUUCGGCAGAGGAUGCACAAAAGCCGAGAGCGACUUAGAGAGGGACAUCACAUCAUAUCUACACGAUCCCGCGAAGAUUGAUUUGAGAGACCUCCAUGAGCAGUGGUGGGAUAUCCCGUAGAUUGGCGCCGUUGCUAUGAUUCCGAAUGAUGGAGGAACACAUGAGUAUAGCAGUUUUGGC
Molecule: messenger RNA, 1959 nt
Organism: Truncatella angustata
Lineage: Eukaryota; Fungi; Ascomycota; Sordariomycetes; Amphisphaeriales; Sporocadaceae
Exons: 2
Coding region: 1-1899 (632 amino acids)
Molecular function (GO): N,N-dimethylaniline monooxygenase activity; flavin adenine dinucleotide binding; NADP binding
Source: RefSeq, a predicted model, not a curated record